CUGUUUCUUGUCUUCCCGCUCCUGCGCACCUCGACCCGCCUCCAGUUAGCUCUCUGUCCGUCUCUUCGGUUAGCAUGUCUGGGUACGGGGCUCUGCCGACGAACGGGGCCGCUGCGGGGAUUAAAAACGACGCUUUUGCAGAUGCUGUUCAACGAGCCAGACAGAUUGCAGCAAAGAUCGGUGGAGAUGUUCCCACCCCAAUGAGCAACAACGGGGGUGCUGAGAACUAUGCUUUCCCAGCACAGAAGCGAUCACUAGAAGACGCAGAUCAACCCGACGCUAAAAAGAUGGCUUCCCAGGGUGACCGGGACUCGGCACUGUCCAUCGGAGCUCAACUGGCCGCCCUGUCACAACAGAGCGCGAGGCCCUCCACCCUGACUGAGGAGUACCGUGUUCCCGACAGCAUGGUCGGUCUGGUGAUUGGCCGUGGAGGAGAGCAGAUCAAUAAGAUCCAGCAGGACUCUGGCUGCAAGGUCCAGAUCGCCCCUGACAGCGGCGGGCUUCCAGAGAGGAGCGUGUCCCUCACCGGCCCCGCUGACGCUAUACAGAAAGCCAAGAUGUUCCUGGAUGAGAUCGUGUCCCGGGGACGUGGGACCCCCCCCUCCUUCCACGAGUCCUCCUCCAACGGGGGCCCGGGCGGGUCCAUGCAGGAGAUGAUCAUCCCCGCGGGCAAGGCUGGGCUGAUCAUCGGCAAGGGAGGGGAGACCAUCAAACAGCUGCAGGAGCGGGCCGGUGUGAAGAUGAUUCUGAUCCAAGAUGCUUCUCAGCCCCCCAACAUGGACAAGCCCCUCCGCAUCAUCGGAGAUCCCUACAAAGUGGAGCAAGCGAUGGAGCUGGUCAACGAGAUUCUCCGAGAGCGCGACCAUGCCGGCUUUGGAGAGAGGAAUGAGUACGGCUCCAGGAUGGGAGGAGGAGGAGUCCAGGUGCCGGUGCCGCGCCACUCGGUGGGCGUCGUGAUCGGGCGGAACGGAGAGAUGAUCAAGAAGAUCCAGAACGACGCCGGCGUCCGGAUACAGUUCAAACCAGACGACGGCUCCAGUCCCGAUAAGAUCGCCCACGUGAUGGGUCCCCCCGACCGCUGCGAGCACGCCGCCGCCAUCAUCAACGAGCUGCUGCAGUCCAUCCGCGUGCGGGACGAGGAGGGCCAGGGCGGUCCGCCCGGGUCCGGCAUGCCCCCUGGGGGGCGUGGCAGGGGGCGUGGCCAGGGGAACUGGGGUCCCCCCGGAGGAGAGAUGACCUUCUCCAUUCCCGCGCACAAGUGCGGCCUUGUGAUCGGCAGAGGCGGAGAGAACGUCAAGUCCAUCAACCAGCAGACCGGGGCCUUCGUAGAGAUCUCACGCCAGCCGCCACCCAACGGGGACCCCAACUUCAAGCUGUUCACCAUCCGGGGGUCCCCCCAGCAGAUCGACCACGCCAAGCAGCUGAUCGAGGACAAGAUCGAGGGUCCUCUGUGUCCUGUGGGUCCGGGUCCAGGUGGUCCAGGUGGUCCAGGGGGUCCGAUGGGUCCUUACAACCCCAACCCCUACAACGCAGGCCCCCCGGCCGGCCCCCCGCACGGUGCCCCCCCCGGUGGCCACCAGUACGCCCCCCAGGGCUGGGGCAACGCCUACCAGCAGUGGCAGGCCCCCGCGCCCCAUGACCCCAGUAAGGCCUCCGCCGACCCCAACGCGGCCUGGGCAGCGUACUACGCCCAGUACUACGGCCAGCAGCAGCCCGGGGGCCCCAUGCCGGGCCAGGCCCCCGGGGCCCCUGCCGCGGCCCCCGCUGACCCCGGCCUGGUGGCCCAGACCCCUGGGGGCCAGCCGGACUACACCAAGGCCUGGGAGGAGUACUACAAGAAGAUGGGCAUGACCCAGGGUGGAGGGGCCCCUGCGGCCGCGGCCCCUGGGACCGCCGCCCCGGCUCCAGGCGCGGCGGCGGCAGCUGGAGGCCAGCAGGACUACAGCGCCGCCUGGGCUGAGUACUACCGACAGCAGGCCGCCUACUACGGACAGCCGGGCCAGGCCCCCGGGCAGGCCGGGGCCCCCCAGCAGGGCCAGCAGGUAGAGUGA
This is a messenger RNA of Gadus chalcogrammus (walleye pollock), 2051 nucleotides long. RefSeq names its product KH-type splicing regulatory protein (gene khsrp). Gene Ontology annotation, cellular component: nucleus; cytoplasm. Gene Ontology annotation, molecular function: mRNA binding. NCBI's taxonomy places the organism in Eukaryota, Metazoa, Chordata, Actinopteri, Gadiformes, Gadidae. Bases 75 to 2051 code for a protein of 658 amino acids. The transcript has 17 exons. The record is from RefSeq and is a predicted model, not a curated record. Gene Ontology annotation, biological process: regulation of DNA-templated transcription.